UCAAAAGCAUCUCGUCUAUGAUGAACAUUAGGGAUUUACCGGAGUCAUUAUGGAAGCAAAAUUAUAUGAUUCAUAUACACAUACAUAUAUAUACAUACAUUUAUAACGAUUGCAGUAAAGAUAACGCAUUGACAAUAACGGCAUUGAUAAAUCGUAUAUGUCUUAUAAAAUAAUAGUGAAAUCCAGUAGUGUGGAAUCAUCGAAUUUCUACAUUUCUCUGGUUUCUGUAGUAAAACAUUACUUUGGUCUUUUUCUUUGUCUUGCAAAAUAAAUGUUAUAUAAAAAUACAAAACAAAUAAAAAAUAUAGAAAUACGUUGAACAAAGGAGUGAUUGUAGAACAAAAAUGGGUAAUUCUUCUAGCCAAGCAGAAGAAGCUGUAAACAGUGAGCAAGCAAAUCCAUUUAACGGAUCUGAUUUUACGAAAGAAGACUCCAACAAUGUAAAUGAAAAGAUUCUUCCAAAAGAUAAGUCUGCAAACACAGAUACUAUUGUACCAUCAAAAUUUCUUACAAAACAUGAUUUUAUUACAACAUGGUUCUCUUGGAAGAAUGAAUUUUUUGCCUAUAUGAAGGAUAUUGAUAAAACAGAGGCCAAUAAACAAAUGUGGGGUAUCAUGCUUUUAAAUCGUAUGGGUCCUGUUGGUCAAGAAAUUUACAGAACAUUCUCUUUUUAUGAUAAAAAUUCACAAGAAGAUAUAAAUGUAUUGAUAAAAAAAUUUGAUAUCUAUUGCAUAUAUGGAGAUAAGAAAAAAGAUGAGGAGGAUAUUGAUAAAUAUAUAAAUGACUUGAAACUCGCUGCUGUUGCACGUAAUUAUGCUGAUCCCGCGAGUAUCAUGAAAGAGAAAAUUAUACAGGACAUCAGUACUCGAUGUUAUACAGGAAAAGCUGCACUUUUCAUAGAACAUAAAGGGAAAAAUUUUAUACCAUUUUUGCAAUCGUUAGAUCUCAACAAUAUUAUUUUGUUUUGGAAACAAUGCGAAGAUUUAAUGACACAAGGAAAUGACGAGAGAAUGCUGAAACAGAAUUCUGCCCAUGUCACAUGCACUAUAAUAGAAUGUAAUCGAUGCGGUACAAAACAUAAUCCAAAUCGAUGUCCAGCUUGGGGUGUGCAGUGCAGCAGGUGUAAACAGUUUAAUCAUUUGAUGGAAUAUUGCAAAAUUAAAUACGUGAAUGAUUGUACUAAAUGUGGAACGAGUCAUAUUCAGUCACGUUGUCCGGCAUUCGGCGAGCUGUGUACAAACUGCGGCAAGAGUAAUCAUUUUUCAUGGAAAUGCCGGAUUCCCUUCAUAAAUAAUUGUUUGAGAUGUGGCAAAGAUCACCUCGCAUCUGCAUGUCCUGCACAGGGACAGAUAUGUCGUCGAUGUAAUAAACCAAAUCAUUUGGAAGAACUAUGUGUGAGUAAGUUGGACGAUAAUAUAAAGCAAUAAAAGCGUGAUAAUCCAUUGUUUUUUUUAUUAAUGUUAAAUUUGUUAUAUUAAAAAAUGCAAUAUUAUAUAUUCAUACAAAAUUUUUACUGGUUUUUCAAUAUAGAUAUUAUAUUGUAUAGUUAUUGUAUUUAAUAAUAUCAAAACUUGAUUUCGAACAUAAGCAAAGAUAUUGUAUAUAGAUAAAUAAGGAUAAAAAUAAAUAA
This is a messenger RNA of Formica exsecta, 1630 nucleotides long. RefSeq lists its product as uncharacterized. The transcript is spliced from 3 exons. The coding region runs from base 345 to 1427 and encodes 360 amino acids. The record is from RefSeq and is a predicted model, not a curated record. Lineage: Eukaryota; Metazoa; Arthropoda; Insecta; Hymenoptera; Formicidae. Gene Ontology annotation, molecular function: nucleic acid binding; zinc ion binding.